Fusarium oxysporum Fo47 is the source of this 756-nucleotide messenger RNA. RefSeq lists its product as uncharacterized. NCBI's taxonomy places the organism in Eukaryota, Fungi, Ascomycota, Sordariomycetes, Hypocreales, Nectriaceae. The record is from RefSeq and is a predicted model, not a curated record. The annotation marks the transcript as partial. The transcript has a single exon.
AUGAAGGCCAACUUUGCCCUUCUGGCUCUCACUGCCAGCCUUGGCGAGGUCUCCGCUCACUGGGGUAACUGGAAGGAUGCUCCCAAGUACACUCCUCCCCGUGCCAUCGACAACAAGUGUCAGGAGAACCAGAAGAAAGGCUGGUACUGGGAUGACCUCCAGGUCGGCCAGUUCGAGAAGUACAACGAUUUUGAUUUCAAGGGCUGGACCUGUGGAACCGAUAAGUCGAAGCGCGAUCUCACUGGCCGACACUUUGGCAAGUCUAUCUCUGCUGAGUGUGGCCCUGCCAAGGAGGCGGCUCCCUCUUUCGGCUGCGGUGCUGGCAGCAAGGAGAAGUCUUUCUCUCUGAAGAAGUUCCACGUCCGACCCGAGUUUGACUGCCGUCUCGAGUUCCACUAUGACAUGCCUGACGGCUCUACUUGCAAGCACCAGGCCGACUGCUCUAAGGACGGUACCGAUGUUUACAACAGCCAGUGUGGUGGUGCCAAGCACGUUCGCUUCGUCUACCCCAAGCAGCCCAACAAGCCCAAGGACAAGUGCCGUAUUGAGGUUCCCCAGAUCGACUUCGACUGUGACAAGCCUCAGCCUCCCACUCCUCCUUAUGGCGGCAACACCGAGACCGUCCCCUCCGGCGAGAACACCAAGACUAUCCCCUACGGUGACAACACCAAGACCGUCCCUGCUGGUGAGGAGACCACUACUGCUCCUGCCGGUGGUAACACCGAGACUGUCCCCUACGGCGAGAACACUGAGACU